UAUAGGCGUCGGCAACUUCGUGUGUGACUACGUUUGCACUGUACUCUCCAACGCCACUUGCAUUGGCGACCAAGUACGUAUAAUGAAACAAAGAAGAACGACACGUUUCCGAUUUCCGGCCUUUUUUUUUUUUUGGCCUGCCUGCCUUGCGCUGAGUUUUGCGUGUACAUGAAAUAUGUCAUCGGGAUAACAUAACAGGAUGACGUAAGCGCAGCGUCCUUGUUGUCUUUUCCCUUGUCUUGUGAUUUGCACUCAAUACCAUUAUGACGUAACCGGGCUGUAAUGUGGCUAUAGGAAGCAGGUAGGCCCAAAGAUUUUUUGGAAAUUUUUAAGGCUGUCAGUCGUUCCUUACUUUUGUGUAAAGAGCAUGACAUGCUAGGCUUUUUUCUUCAGUGGAAAUUAUUCAUGAGGCAUAUCAUUUGCAAAAGAGGGCACUGCGGGUAUUUGAGGAUGGCACCUACGGUCGUACUUCAACAUGUAACUCGCCCUUCGCGCAGCCAGUCUUUCUUGAGAACUCACCUACUUACUGGUCGGACACUGGAGGCAUAGGUACUCAUCUAUGUCAUACUUUUGUGCCACACUGCUUUGGUCAACACUUAUCUAUUCGAAAUUUAAAUUAUAACAUUCACAUGCAUUUCACCUUGCACAGCGCUGAACAUCGGUGCAAAGUCGCACACAAGCCCGUUUUAUGCGAGGCUCGCGCUGGAGCACUGUGCAGCGUGUUGGAGUAACUGUACGCUGACCCACGCAAAUUACGUAUAUCGUCGCAUUUUUUUUUUUUUUUUGCGUUGUCGCGGGAGCGCCUUCCCGGCCUACUACGUCCUCCCUGUUCCUGUCUGCCUGCAAAGCUUUCCCCGAGUCGUAAUGGAACAGAAAACCCAAGAUUCACCAAAACGCAAGAGUGUCUGACGAGCGCCGUGUGUCUCGUUCUGACCCAGAAUCCCGGACCCGUUCUGAGAGCGCCACUCGAAGACACUAGACGACGCUUCCCACAAGUACAAACUCUACAAGAACUGAAGAAACCGGUGUAAAGAUGGCAUUUCAGUGGUCUCAAGUCGUGGCCCCGCUGUUGCUCUUGUUCGGAACGCUGCUGUCGGGACUGCUUCCCAUCUGGCUCGUCAAGAGGCUCAGCAUGGCGAGGUGGGGCAGCAAGGCGUUCGCGUUCCUCGUCUGCAUCGGAGGUGGCGUACUGUUCGCCACGAGUUUCCUGCACCUUCUGCCCGAAGUGCGCGAAGGAUUCGAGAAGUUGACGACGGACUUUCCCGUCACCGAAGGUGUCGUCUGUGUGGGCUUCCUCGCCGUCUACGCGCUGGAAGAGAUCGUCCACGCCUGCCUGGGACACAGUCACCACACCUCCGGCCACGGUCACUCGCACACGGCCGCUGUAAUGAACUGCAGCCACGAUGCGGAGCAACCUCCCCCGGUGCACGAGAACGGCGUGGAGAACAAGCAGAGCUUCUCGGCGGACGCUGUGGCUGACGAGGACCACGGCACGCAGCGCUUCUCUCUCGGCAGCGUGCUAAUCGUGGUGGCGCUCUCGUUUCACUCCAUCUUCGAGGGCCUCUCCCUUGGCCUGCAGUCGACGGACCAGGCCACCUGGAUCAUGUUCCUCGCCAUCUCCAUCCACAAGUUCGUCAUCGCGUUCGUCGUGGGCUUCGACAUGAAGGCGAGCCACAUGCGAACGCGCACCAUCCUCAUCUACAUAGCCGUCUUCUCGGUGAUGUCGCCGCUCGGCGCGCUCAUAGGAGCCGUGACCAAGAACAAGCUCGAGGACUCGCCCGUGGUCGCCGGACUCAAUGGUGUCGCGACGGGCACGCUCUUGUACGUGACUUUCUUCGAAGUCCUGCAGAGGGACAAGAACAGUCAGCUGAGCGGAGUGCUGCAGCUGCUCGCAGUUCUGCUCGGCUUCGGUAUCAUGUUGACGCUAGUCCUUGUUUUACCUCAUGACUGAGUGAAAAAAAAAGCUCGUGUUUUUUGUUGUUGUUGUGAGUGUUGUAUAGGUAAGCAUUGAUUCUGCAGGUCAGGACCUUUGAAAUAGAUCUGUAUGAAACGAAAUAACCGUCGGCGAACAACUUAUAUUCAAUGUGAUACAACGUGCCAAUCGUGGUGCAGCUGAACGUAAAUGCAACAAUGCAAUCGCGCAUAAUGUAGAUAUGUUAAGAGGGUUAUUUUUUGCAGUGGAGAUGCGUCGCGUUUGUGAGCUCUGCGUUUCACGCAUAUUUAACAACGGCAACGUUCUUAGAGGUUUUACUCGUGUUUGAGUAAGAUGUCAACGUAAAGCACUGUGGAUUAUAAGACAGUGUGUAAACACUUCCCAAAGUGUUGUUGCUAAAUGUUGUGUGCACUAAAGUUCAAAGCGAAUUUGACUUCAACUCAGCAUUUUAAAGCCAUUCAUGUGUGUGUUUCUCUUGUCAUCGCCAUUACUGUCUGAUUGUUUGUUUGAUGCAAUAAAAAGCACGUCUGAAAUCAUGCCGCGUGAACAUGGCGCGAGAGACAUCUUUCUUUAUGUUAGAAUAUUGAAAGUCUGUUUUCAAUAACGCAUCAUUGCAUCGUUGAAUAAUAACAGUUUGCCCUGCUGAAAUAAAUA
Rhipicephalus sanguineus (brown dog tick) is the source of this 2587-nucleotide messenger RNA. RefSeq names its product zinc transporter ZIP1-like. Bases 1034 to 1951 code for a protein of 305 amino acids. Gene Ontology annotation, molecular function: zinc ion transmembrane transporter activity. Gene Ontology annotation, cellular component: plasma membrane. The transcript is spliced from 3 exons. The record is from RefSeq and is a predicted model, not a curated record. Gene Ontology annotation, biological process: zinc ion transmembrane transport. NCBI's taxonomy places the organism in Eukaryota, Metazoa, Arthropoda, Arachnida, Ixodida, Ixodidae.